AUGGGCCCUGCUGACGCUGGCGGCCAGGAAAACGGUCCCCGCGACGAGGGGAGUAGAGCCGUUGGCGCUUUGCAGGAGGGGGCGAACGCGGAGCUAGGGGCCGACGCCCAAACGUCUGGCGGGCAGGCGACCGCUGGCGAGAUGAACGAGGAGGGGGCGAACGAUGACGAUGUGAACGGCGGCCACGGGAUCGGCUUCGCGACGCCACGCGACGAGGCAAACGAGGAGACAGCGGCAAACGGGCCGCACCGUGACGAUCAUCGCGGCGGCUCUCCCGCUCAUCGUCACGAGCUGCCGAUGAGCGACGGCGAGGCGAACGCUCCUGGUGCGCCACAGCCUCUGCGCCGGAGCGCAAGACGGCCCCCGAGCGCAGGGGCUCCGGCGGUGACAAGGACCUGCCCGCGCGCCGAGCCAGCUCGCGCUGCUGGUCCUCGAAGCGGCGACGGAUCUGAUCAGCGGACGCCGGUGGAGCAACAGGUACGCUCGCGGCAGGGCGUGCAGGAGGAAGCGGACGGGGAGCGGGAUCGCUCUCCGCGGCGGCACCUGUGGCAGCCACUCCGAGGAGCGGACGGGGAAGCACGCGGGGGAGAGGCGGGGGUCGAGGAGCGCGCGGAGGACAGCGGAGUGCAGGCCAAGCGGUGA
Closterium sp. NIES-65 is the source of this 642-nucleotide messenger RNA. NCBI's taxonomy places the organism in Eukaryota, Viridiplantae, Streptophyta, Zygnematophyceae, Desmidiales, Closteriaceae. The record is from the annotation of a GenBank genome assembly.